Musca vetustissima is the source of this 1186-nucleotide messenger RNA. RefSeq names its product GTPase Era, mitochondrial-like. Gene Ontology annotation, biological process: ribosomal small subunit assembly. Gene Ontology annotation, cellular component: mitochondrial matrix. NCBI's taxonomy places the organism in Eukaryota, Metazoa, Arthropoda, Insecta, Diptera, Muscidae. The coding region runs from base 1 to 1185 and encodes 394 amino acids. Gene Ontology annotation, molecular function: ribosomal small subunit binding; rRNA binding; GTP binding. The transcript is spliced from 4 exons. The record is from RefSeq and is a predicted model, not a curated record.
AUGAUUUUGAUUUUAAAAAAUAUUACUAAUUUAAUAGAAACAAAUAUACAAUUCAAUAAAUAUGGCAUAUAUCAUUGCCUGCAACAACAGCAGCAGCGAUCAUAUACCCAAGAGAGCAAAUGUGAAAAUGAUGAGCAAAAAGAUAUAGCAAAACAGUAUCGAGGAGGAGAGCAGAGGCUAGGUGAACAAAAAUCCUUGAAUAUUGCUGUUAUUGGCGUGCCCAACGCUGGGAAAAGUACAUUUAUUAAUAAUUUAAUAAAUCAUAGGGUAUGUCCCACAUCGUCGAAAGUACACACAACGAGGAAGUCCAAUAAGGCCAUAUAUACUACGGGUCAAACUCAAUUGGUGUUCUAUGACACCCCUGGCUUGGUGACACAAAAGGAAAUCAAUAGACACAAAUUGGAAAAAUCAUUUAAAAGUUCUUACCGUCAUGCCAUUCAACAUGCUGAUAUGAUAGCCGUUAUGCAUGAUGUCUCCAAUACCUGGACGCGUAAACAAUUACAUCCAACUGUUAUAGAUAGCCUGAAGGCAUAUCCUCAAUUGCCAAGUGUUUUAAUAUUAAAUAAAAUUGAUGCAUUAAAAUCGAAACGUAUUACAUUGGAGUUGAUACGGAUACUCACGAAUAAUACCCUGAGUGGUAGGAAACAUAAUCGAAUUGGUAAGAAAUUGACAUUGGAUGAAUCGAAAAAGGAUGAAGAGGAGAAGCCGGCGGUGGAAUUUGGUGAUUUGCUGACCAAUGAGGGUACAUGGAGUAAUUUUAGUGAUGUUUUUUUGGUAUCAUCGAUAACAGGUAGUGGGCUGAAUAAAGUUCAUGAUUACUUCUUAAAUGCGGCCAAAUCCCGCAACUGGGAAUUCCCCAGCGACACAUUUACAGAUGAACCUCCAGAGGAUUUAAUUGUGGCUAGUGUUAAGGCCCGUCUUUUGGACUAUUUGCCACAGGAGAUACCAUAUAAUUUGGAGACAUGCAUUGAAUACUACAAUGUCCAUAAUGACACAAUUUAUGCUUCGGUGGAAGUGGUUUGUCCAACAAAACGUGUUGAACGUUUAAUAUGCGGUGAAUCCAAUGGCAGACUUAGGCAGAUUACAGAACGUGUCACCUCAGAUUUAGUGGAGACCUUUGGCAAACCAAUAUCCUUUACCAUAUCAACUAGACCCAGAGAGAAAACUAAAGAAGCUGCUAAUUAAG